Molecule: messenger RNA, 2813 nt
Organism: Polychytrium aggregatum
Lineage: Eukaryota; Fungi; Chytridiomycota; Chytridiomycetes; Polychytriales
Exons: 2
Coding region: 243-2669 (808 amino acids)
Source: RefSeq, a predicted model, not a curated record
CCCCGACUUGCUUUUCGGGUUCAUCCACCGCUUCCUGCGCUUCUCGGCAACCGUCCUGUGCGGCUGCUUCCUCACACCGCUCUGUGAUCGGCCGUGUUCGCUUGCUGUGACCCGUCCUGUGUCGUCGCUGUUAUUUGCUGGCCCAGCCCGCUCGGAACUUGACCCCUCAGCCGUCUCGUCCGGCUCAUCGCCAGGAAUCGCCCCGUAUCUCUCGCAUCCCACCCCCACCCGCUCUGCUGCCGAUGGAAAACAUCCUCAAGAACCUCGUGAGCCAGCCGCAAUCGCCCGAGCAGAUGUGCGUCACCCUCAAGCUGGUCGUCAAGGCCCUCGAGGAAGAGCGCAAAAUCCAGGAAGAGCUCCGGAGAACCAAGGAGAUUGAGCUCGAGAUUCUUCGCUUCAGGGAGCAUCCCAACCCCCCAGCCUCUCGGCGGCUCAGCACCUCGCCAGCCGUCGGGCCACCGGAUUCUUCGGGUUCCUUCGAUCUUGCCUACCGAGCGCCGUCGGUGUCGGUGCCUCGGCCGCCCGACUGCCUGGAUGCCACGCAACCCAAUCCCCACCACCAGCAUUCCCCCGGACCGGCCAAUGCAUUUCAUCAGACCCACAGGCACACGGCCCAGCUCGACCAGCGAACGCAUUUUCCGCCUCCACCCAACAUGCCUCCCUCGGCUGCCCCGCAAGGCAUCCCCGAGAAUGGCCCCUCCAUUGCGCCGUCGCUCACGGCUGUCUCUGUUGAUCCUGGUCGCGACCACCGUCCGUCCGGAUACUUUGUCGACUCGCAGUGGGUCACCUUGAUUGAACCGCCCUCCGAGAUGUUUCCGUCGACGCUCUACCCGAUGGUUCUCAGCAACCCAGGCGCCAGCGCUCUCCCAGGCACGGCCGACUCCGUCCCGUCCCCAUUCAACUUGGAUCUGACUGCCACAACGAUGCCCGAGAUCGUCAACCAGUCGUACCUGUUUUCAAACCAAUUCUCAACCCCGAUCUUUCCCCCCUCGUUCGAUCACACCUACAGCAACAGCCCGGUGUCUUCGCCUAUCGACCCGUAUGUCGAUUCGGCCCUUGGUGGUUCAAAGUCGCAUGCUGUCCGCCCACAUUUGGCCCCUGGCGCCUCUGGUCCCCAUCAUACCAGCUUCCAACACCUCGAGUCUCAUUCCGCCGCUAGCGAUGCUUCAUCGCUUGCCAUCCUCGAAGGCAACAGCAUCCGGGCGGUAGACAGACCGGUUUCGACGCUCGUGCGUCCGCCCACGCUCUUUUCUGCACACCCUGCGGCUGCAUCGUCAACUUUAUCAGCGCCGACGCUGCUGAAUCAACCCUCUGCAUCCAGGCCGCCGCUGCCGCUCUCCAAGGACCGCGAGUCGGCCAUCUCCCGGAAGGCUGCGCCUGAAGAAGACUGCAUUUGCGAGCGCUGCCGCGAAAAGAUCGCCACCAGGAUCAUCCACAUGGACUGGCGCUCACCCGAGGGCGGAUCAGGCCACUAUAUAGAGCUGGUUUGCAACAGAUGCGAGGACCCACGGGACCUGGCCGCACCCGGCGUCGUCGCCCUCACCAACAAGAAAAAGCGAGCUCUCGACGAUAAUUUUGAAUGCAACAUCUGCAAGCGGCGCCUCGGUCGCGGUGGUAUCCGGAGCGUCGAGGGCUCCAAACCGAUCGAGAACCGGGAGGGCCGACAGUACGAUUCGCCAGAUAUGAAGAUUGAGAUCGUAUGCAACUCGUGCAAGGAAAGAUAUCGCUUCUGCACCGAGUGUGGUGGAGGUGGCAAGUUCCGGACAGGAAAGUAUCGCCCCGUCGAUCUCUUUCCAGCUGGGCGGCGGACCUGUCGCCUCACCCAUGUGCGUCUCAGCGGCGCCUCGGUGACCAUUGUGGUCUACAAAGCCCCCCAAGAACUCACCAACAAUCUUCUCGAGGACACCCACGGAGUCCACAUCGACGGAUUCUACGGACUCUAUGCUGCUCCCGAAAUCAUGGAGAGCUCUACUAUGCUCCAGAACUUUGCGAGCAUCCACCACGAAGCCGAGGGCCUUUGGGACCGCGCCGAGGCUCUUCUCCGAAAAGAGUCUGAACAACAAGGCUGCAGGCGCUAUCUGUCUGUGGCAUACAUGUCAAAUCACCACGGCAAAGUUCGGGGCGCUACCAAGAAAAAGAUCUCGGCGAAGGAGACGGGCGCUGGACCGUCCUACACCGGCACCAGCCCGAGCGAUCCAGCAGCGCCGUCAGCGUCGUCACCUGCGCCGCCAAGCCUGCCUGCCACCGACCGGAUCCAAGUCGCCUACUCGAUCGCACAAUGGGACAAAUCCAAGGGCGCCCUCUUCUAUGCCAACGGCUAUGUCCGCACCACCACAAUCUCGACCCUUAAUAUCCUCCGCGAGCUCGAUGAGCGGAUCCUGGAUCGAGCCCAGGCCGAGGCUGCGCAGCCCUGCGACGGAGUCACCUAUCCGCCCAUCACUAUCCUGUGGCUUCUGGUCCGAAACGAGCAUGUCCGGCUCCAAGCCUAUUUUGAGCGGAUGGGAUUCCGUCUCCUGGCCGAUUUUAUGAAGUCCUUCCCGGAUACAGAUCAAUCCAUCUUUGAGCGCGAAGUACAUGUGCCGCGGGAGCUGUUUCUGACCAUGGUCACGACUGUGAGCGAGUUCAAGGCAUCGGGUGUGCAAGAUCGUCUGAAGGGAUCGUGGCGCUGAGGCACCGGCUGCGGCUGCGUCUGCCUCGUCGAGGCCGUCUGCUCUUGUUCUUUUGCAUUUCGAUCUCGGUCAGGGCUGUCCCUCAAGCUUUCGAGGUUGUCGGCAACAUUCGCGGACCACGUUUCUGCGUCUGGGGACUCACCU